Bacillus rossius redtenbacheri is the source of this 4127-nucleotide messenger RNA. Its product is annotated as sialin-like. The coding region runs from base 405 to 1949 and encodes 514 amino acids. The transcript has 10 exons. The record is from RefSeq and is a predicted model, not a curated record. Gene Ontology annotation, molecular function: transmembrane transporter activity. Gene Ontology annotation, cellular component: membrane. Gene Ontology annotation, biological process: transmembrane transport; monoatomic anion transport. NCBI's taxonomy places the organism in Eukaryota, Metazoa, Arthropoda, Insecta, Phasmatodea, Bacillidae.
AAUUCACUUCGCCCAGAUAAGAGGGUCACGAAACGCAUCAGAUAGGUAUAAUCUCGUAGGACGUUGUAAUCGCUUAAAGAGCGUGAUAGGAAGGAGUAGAAAGAGAAGGGGGGGGGGGAGAUAUCAAGACAAGAGGUGAUGUGUUAUUGCCCUCCUUGUUCUACUUAAGCAUCUACCUGUCCCCCUCCUCCCCUAACCACCAUGCCCACGCACGUGAACACCUUCAUUUCGAUAUUGCCGUUACAGACUUGAUACGAGCUCUGUGUACAUAUGAGCAGAGUUUGGACCAACAAUUAAGCGACUAUUUUCGUUCUGAUAAGGAGAGAGCGAGGCUCAUGAAGCCACUAACCUUCGCUCCUGUACGUGAGCAGCUUCAGGGAUAGGAGAGAGUUCUGCUGCUAGCAAUGGCUUUAAGUGGCUGCAGGCCGAGAGUCAGCAGUGUGCUGUGGUACGUGGUGUUCUUCGGCUUCUCCAUCAACUACAUGCUGCGGGUCAACAUCAACAUCGCCAUCGUGUCGAUGGUGCUGCCGCGGCUCGGCAAGGCCGGCGACGCGGGCGUCCACGUCAGCGAGUGCUUCGCGGCCCGGCCCGCUGCCGCCAACCUCUCCGGCGACGGCAACUCGACUGCCGCCUCGCGGGACGACGAGGAGGGGCUGCGGUUCGACUGGGACGAGCGCCAGCAGGGGCUGGUGCUGGGAGCCUUCUUCUGGUUCCACUGGCUGACCCAGGUGCCCGGCGGAAUGCUGGCGCGCCGCUUCGGCACCAAGCUGGUGUUCGGCCUCAGCAACUGGGUGCCGUGCCUGCUGUGCUUCCUCGUGCCGCUCGGGGCGCGGGCCGACUUCCGCCUGCUCGUCGCCCUGCGCUUCCUGCAGGGGGUCGUCGCGGGUUUCGCUUGGCCGUCGAUGCACAACCUGACAGCAGCGUGGGUGCCGCCCAACGAGAGAAGCAAGUUUGUGACUGCGUACAUGGGCAGCUCGGUGGGCACCGCUGUGACCUUCCCCCUGUGCGGCUGGCUCAUGAGCGUGUACGGAUGGCCGUCCGUGUUCUACACCACAGGCAUCCUCGGCACAGCGUGGUUCUGCGCCUGGUGGCUGCUCGUGUUCAACACGCCCGCCCAGCACCCCACCAUCUCCACCGGCGAGCGGGAGCACAUAGAGGGCAGCAUCGGCCAGUCCAAGGCCAGCAAGAAGAUGCCGACCCCCUGGAGGCACAUCCUGCUGUCGCUGCCCAUGUGGAUGAAUGUCCUGUCCCAGUGGGGCAACAUCUGGGGGCUCUUCACGCUGAUGACGCAGGCCCCCACCUACUUCAAGUACAUCCACGGCUGGGGCAUCGGCAUGACGGGACUGCUGUCCGGGGUGCCACACGUGUGUCGCAUCAUCACGGCCUACCUGACAGGCACGCUGUGCGACUGGCUGCUUCAGAGGAACCUCAUGCAGCGCACGGCCGUGCGCAAGCUGGCGACCGCCAUCUGCUGCAUAGGACAGGGGUUGUUCGUGCUCGGCCUGGCGUUCAGCGGCUGCAACAAGGUGGCGUCCGUGGUGUUCCUGGCACUAGCCACGGGUUGCAGCGGCGCCGUGUCAAGUGGCGCCCUCGCCAGCCUGAUCGACCUCAGCCCCAACUUCGCUAGUAUAAUGUUUGGAAUCAGCAACACAGUCACUGUUGCGCCAGGAAUCAUUUCACCCAUAAUUGUGGGAGUUCUCACGUACAAUAACCAAACGGUGGGGCAGUGGCAGAUCGUGUUCCUGAUCACGGCGGCGAUGGCGCUGACUGUGGGCGUGAGCUACAUGUUCUGCGCGUCCUCCGACCUCCAGCCGUGGAACGACCUGAGCCCGGAGGGCGCGCUGGACCUCCUGCGCGGCGUGGGCGCGGACAAGGCGGGGCGGGCGCUGCUCGCCGGCGCGGCGAAGCAGACGGAGGCCGGCGGCAAAGCGAAGGACGACGCUGCGUGAAACAGCGCGGCGAGACGACUGUGUGGGCUGAGAGGACCGAUGGUGGCCCCGUGAUGAACGGACUGCAAUCCGUCCACGAUGAGACUCCUUGACUACCAGUGGGCCCGUUUCGAAGCACUACCAAUUCUUCUUAUCACCUGAGCGCUACAUCACAUCAUCAAACAGCAAGCGGAAUCACCAACUGCACAAAAAAAAAAAAAGGAAAUUGAAAUACCAAGAAAAUAAAUUUAAAUUUUUUUUUUUUUUUUUUAAAUGUCAUGAUAUUAUUUAAGAAUUCAAAUCUUAACCGUUACUCGGCGUGGAAUGAUGGUGUAAAAUGGUGUUUAGCAUAGCUUUUGUUCACGUCUUUUAAAAUUUUUUUUUUUUAUCUGCCGUAAUUCACGUGGUUGUAAAAGAUUAUCAGCGACUCGCGAUUUACCGAUAUCAGUCAAGUGUAGAGUUGUUGUAUCGGUCAAUUUGAAUGAAAUGAUCAUUCUUAACUAGUGUGUGCCCGUUAGUCUCGUGACGCGUUGGGGGAAAGUUUUCGAACCCCCGCAAGUGUUAAAAAAGUUUUGGCUUGCUGUGACACGUAUUUUCGUUUCGAGUUCCUGCAGUGUGUAAUUUGACGAGCAUUCCGGUUUGGUGAUGGUGUGAACAAUGAUGGUGAAUGAGCCAACAAAUGUGCAGCAGCUUGGAAACUUUGUACCGUUUUCACGUCUUGUGGGAUUCAGUAUUUGUAUGAUAUACGCUUAUUCAGGUGCAGCAUAUUGUGGCUGAGAAUACUGUUUGGCAGUAUGAUCAUGCUGAACAUGCAUAAUGUUAAUUUUUGGAUUCAGCCUUUAUCAUGCUUUUGUGUGAAAGAAAAAAGUAAUUAAUUACGGAAUAACAGCUUCAAAUUAUUAACAAUAUUGAGUUGCCCAGAAAAAGCUCAAGUUAGAAUUAUCAAUAAGUUAUUGUAUUGAUUUGUAGACUGUAUGUGUGUAAGUAAGAAAGUAAAUAAGCAGGUAAGCAGUUAAGUAAGUGCUGUUCUUAGUACCACAUUCAAAACAUACAAUUAAUUACCUAACCUAUACUAUUGUAAUUUGUUUAAUAUUACAUAAGUACAUACAGUAUCUUAUUUACACCUCGUUUGUUUCCACUUAUAAAUAUCAAAUCUCUUUAAAAUUCUUAAACCAACCAAACGUAACAUAGGAAAAUAAAAUCUCUACAUUACAAAAUAAAAUAACUUAAGGAACAAUAAUGUUAGUCAACUAUGCGUAUGAUAAUAAUUAAAACUUAGUAAUAACUAUUUCAGCAUUUUAAUGACUUUUUUUCAAACUUUUUUAUACUACAGUGUAUUUUUUUUUUAAUAUAAAAAUCAACGUUAAGGAAUAAGAAAUAUAUCUACUAUAUUUUUCUUGGGAGGCUAAACCCUUUCAGAAUUAUUUCCAUGUGAUUUAAUUUGAUGAACAGUAUUCAAAUAUUUACAUUAAGGCAUUUCAGGUGUGACUAGUAACUGAAGUCAGACGUCAAAAAACAGUGCAUGUAAAUUAAAUUUUCGUGACUUACAGCAUCAUUACUGUUUAUUGUAGGGCUUUUUUUUUUUUUUUUGCAACUUCUCAUGACCAUUCCUUCAGUUUUGUUACUUUGUGACGUUUGUGAAUUUCAUGACUUGUAGACACACUGAGCUAGGAUAAAAUUGAAGGAAUGGCAAUGGAUGCAAACUAUGUGCAAUUUUAAAUGUACCUACAUAUUUAGUUGUAUGUAUUCAUCAGCAUUAUGUCAGUUGUGUUAUCCAGCUCAGAGAGCAAAUCCAAUUAAUAUAUAUUUUAAUUUUGGAGAACCACAUGUACCUAUAAAUAAAACAAAGUGUGAAGCAUGUUUAAUUAAGUAUAUUUUGAAAAGUACCACAAAGCCUGAUUAUUAAUAUUAUCAAUAGUGUAAAUAAAGGAUUUUGGCUUCGUAUUAAUAAAGAUUAGGUUUUUGAAGUCCGAGCCUUGUCAAACAAGAAUUUUUUCAUAAAUUAUUGUUUUAUCUUCGUCUAAAUUUUGGCGAUUACCCUUUCGAUAUAGUUUGUGGUGGUAACCUAAAGGUUCCUUAAUACUGGUCUAGUGAGUUUAAAUCUAAACACUGUCUGAACAAUAUUUGCUUAAACCUGAUAGAAAUGUUACAGACAUGCUGGGAAUCGCAGUAAAACUACGAAUAAAAUUUUUAAGUGUG